AUGACCACAUCAUCUGUUUCCAAGCUGUUUUGUAUUCUUACCAAGAAGAAAAAGACUUCUUUGACAGUAGGACUGUCUGACUAUUUUAAUGAAGAUCUUCGAGAUUCUGAAGAUGGCAAAAAGUGGUUUGAGAGCUGCCAGUUACUAUGGCAACAGAUGAAAUCCCAGACAGAGCAACUUCAAGAGGAACUGAACAAAAGGCUUUUUGAGAACCUGAUAGGCUUUUUAAGAAAAUCCCAUGCUGGUUUUCAUGGUAAGAAAGAUUAUUGGCGCUGUAGGAUGAGAGCGAGUGAGAUUCCAACAGCCGCACUUGUUCUUGGUAUGUUUGAAAAUAAACUGUUAGAAAUGAAAGAAAAAAGAAGAGCUAAGAAACCCACAAAGUUUGAGUUGCUCCGACAAGACGUGGUUGACUUUAUAGACGAACUAGCUUUUGCAGCUGUGGUCCAUGCUGCUGAGGGAAGCAACUCAGAUUUAAUUCAACAGGUUGAUGAAGUCACCCAGUAUCCUUUAGGUGUUUAG
Molecule: messenger RNA, 519 nt
Organism: Xenopus laevis (African clawed frog)
Lineage: Eukaryota; Metazoa; Chordata; Amphibia; Anura; Pipidae
Gene: orc3.L
Product: origin recognition complex subunit 3-like
Exons: 6
Coding region: 1-519 (172 amino acids)
Source: RefSeq, a predicted model, not a curated record